Durusdinium trenchii is the source of this 483-nucleotide messenger RNA. The record is from the annotation of a GenBank genome assembly. NCBI's taxonomy places the organism in Eukaryota, Dinophyceae, Suessiales, Symbiodiniaceae.
AUGCUGAGAAGAUUGGCGCCAGGCAUUGCCCGCACGUGGGCACCUUCAACAGGCUUCUCCCGUCCGGGCCUUGCUGGUGUGCAAUUCUUGGCACGUUGGCAUCGUUCAGUUGCGGACGAGAACGCCGAGAAGAUCAGCUUUCACUUCAAGCAACGGGACGGCUCUCGAAAGACUGUCACAGUGCCUUCGGGGACAACGGUGCUGGAAGCGGCGCAUCUAAACCAGGUGGAUCUGGAGGGCGCUUGUGAAGCGUCCUUGGCAUGCUCGACUUGCCACGUGAUUUUGACCGCAGACGACUACAAGAAGUAUGGGGAGCCCACGGAGAAGGAAGAGGAUUUGCUGGACCUGGCCCCCUGCUUGACGCCGACUUCACGCUUGGCGUGCCAGGUGGUCGUCGACGAACGGCUGAAGGACCAGGAGGUCUCAUUACCUGCGAUGACCUUGAACUUCUACGUGGAUGGGCAUGUGCCAACUCCCCACUGA